Orcinus orca (killer whale) is the source of this 5208-nucleotide messenger RNA. It is a transcript of the gene KCNC2, whose product is annotated as potassium voltage-gated channel subfamily C member 2. Lineage: Eukaryota; Metazoa; Chordata; Mammalia; Artiodactyla; Delphinidae. The transcript has 5 exons. Bases 429 to 2342 code for a protein of 637 amino acids. The record is from RefSeq and is a predicted model, not a curated record. Gene Ontology annotation, molecular function: protein binding; delayed rectifier potassium channel activity. Gene Ontology annotation, cellular component: neuronal cell body membrane; dendrite membrane; voltage-gated potassium channel complex. Gene Ontology annotation, biological process: potassium ion transmembrane transport; protein homooligomerization.
CUUGGGAAAGGGGGAUGGGGUGGGAUGCACUGAUCACUUCUGCUCCCCAAAAUGGAUCCUAGUCAGUCGUUUCCUUUCCCAAGUAAUAAUAAUUUCAACAAUAGCAGUAAUGUGAAAAGGAGAUUGGAUCAGGAAAUUUGGGAGAGGUCUCCCUGGUGAAAGGCACCAGCAGGGACGUUUUUUUUUGCUCUGACUUCCGCGUUCAGUCUAUUUGCCUGGCCCGGGAAGGGGAGUAGAGGUCGCGCAAGGGGCACUCCCCGCGAGCCGGCAACAGCGGUCUGUCCAGAGUUCACCGAGAGUACGCGUUUAGUGGGGGCUCGCCGCCCAGUCUGGGGGUCUCUCACUCAACACUGCCAAGUUGCCUGGGCAGAGAGAACUCCCUGCCUAAGGGAACAGCCUCCCGGAGAGGUCAUGUCUAAGGCACAGAGAUGGGCAAGAUCGAGAACAACGAGAGGGUGAUCCUCAAUGUCGGGGGCACCCGGCACGAAACCUACCGCAGCACCCUCAAGACCCUGCCCGGGACGCGCCUGGCCCUUCUCGCCGCCUCCGAGCCCCAGGGCGACUGCCUGAAGGCGGCGGGCGACAAGCUGCAGCCGUCGCCCCCUACGCUCUCGCCGCCGCCGCGACCGCCCCCGCUGUCCCCCGGGCCGGGCGGCUGCUUCGAGGGCGGCGCGGGCAACUGCAGCGUCCGCGGCGGCGGCGGCGACUACCCCCGGGGCAGCCGCGAGUUCUUCUUCGACCGGCACCCGGGCGUCUUCGCCUAUGUGCUCAACUACUACCGCACCGGCAAGCUGCACUGCCCCGCCGACGUGUGCGGGCCGCUGUUCGAGGAGGAGCUGGCCUUCUGGGGCAUCGACGAGACCGACGUGGAGCCCUGCUGCUGGAUGACUUACCGGCAACACCGCGACGCCGAAGAGGCGCUCGACAUCUUCGAGACCCCCGACCUCAUCGGCGGCGACCCUGGCGACGACGAGGACCUGAAGGCCAAGAGGCUUGGCAUCGAGGACGCCGCGGGCCUGGGGGGCCCCGACGGCAAGUCCGGCCGCUGGAGGAGGCUGCAGCCCCGCAUGUGGGCCCUCUUUGAGGACCCCUACUCGUCCAGAGCCGCCAGGUUUAUUGCUUUUGCUUCUUUAUUCUUCAUCCUGGUUUCAAUCACAACUUUUUGCCUGGAGACACACGAAGCUUUCAAUAUUGUUAAAAACAAGACAGAACCAGUCAUCAAUGGCACAAGUGUCGUUCUACAGUAUGAAAUCGAAACAGAUCCUGCCUUGACGUAUGUAGAAGGAGUGUGCGUGGUAUGGUUUACUUUUGAAUUUUUAGUCCGUAUUGUUUUUUCCCCCAAUAAACUUGAAUUCAUCAAAAACCUCUUGAAUAUCAUUGACUUUGUAGCCAUCCUACCCUUCUACUUAGAGGUGGGACUCAGUGGGCUGUCAUCCAAAGCUGCUAAAGAUGUACUUGGCUUCCUCAGGGUGGUCAGGUUUGUCAGGAUCCUGAGAAUCUUCAAGCUCACCCGCCAUUUUGUAGGUCUGAGGGUGCUUGGACACACGCUUCGAGCAAGUACUAAUGAAUUUUUGCUGCUGAUCAUCUUCCUGGCUCUAGGAGUUUUGAUAUUUGCUACUAUGAUCUACUAUGCGGAGAGAGUAGGAGCUCAACCCAAUGACCCUUCAGCUAGUGAGCACACGCAGUUCAAAAACAUUCCUAUUGGGUUCUGGUGGGCUGUAGUGACCAUGACUACCUUGGGCUAUGGAGAUAUGUACCCCCAAACGUGGUCAGGGAUGCUUGUGGGAGCCCUGUGUGCUCUGGCUGGAGUACUGACAAUAGCCAUGCCGGUGCCUGUCAUUGUCAACAAUUUUGGAAUGUACUACUCCUUGGCAAUGGCGAAGCAGAAACUUCCAAGAAAAAGAAAGAAGCACAUCCCUCCUGCCCCUCAGGCAACCUCGCCUACAUUUUGCAAGACAGAAUUAAAUAUGGCCUGUAAUAGCACACAGGGUGACACGUGUCUGGGCAAAGACAAUCGGCUUCCGGAACAUAACAGAUCAGUGUUAUCAGGUGACGACAGUACAGGAAGUGAGCCGCCAUUAUCACCCCCAGAAAGGCUCCCCAUCAGACGCUCUAGUACCAGAGACAAACACAGAAGAGGGGAAACAUGUUUCCUACUGACGACAGGUGAUUACACGUGUGCUUCUGAUGGAGGGAUCAGGAAAGGAUAUGAAAAAUCCCGAAGCUUAAACAACAUAGCGGGCUUGGCAGGCAAUGCUCUGAGGCUCUCUCCAGUAACAUCACCCUACAACUCUCCUUGUCCUCUGAGGCGCUCUCGAUCUCCCAUCCCAUCUAUCUUGUAAACCAAACUGCAUCAGUCGGCUUAAUUGUCUUAAUUCAAGUACUGUUUACCCCAUAAUGGAAAUAAUUAAACAUAGACUUACUCCAAGCUCCAUUAAUACAGUACCAGUCCUGCAUGAUACUAUCUGAAGUCAGAAAUGCCAUUUGGGUAGCCAACAAAUCUUAUCCUGGCUUUAAAUGAAUCUUAUCCUGGUAGUGCUACUACUUCUCCAUAUUAAUUGCCCUGAUCUCCUUUUGCAAUAAAAUGACAGAUAGCAUCAGAUAUUGGCCAGUACCCUAAUACAUAAACAUAUCUUCAGGGAGAUAUAUUUAAACCAGUGUGCUUCCAAAUGCCAACCACUUCAUGGGAACUUCAUUUCUUGUGACUCUCUAAACCAUUCUGAAGAUGUCUGGGAUUCUAUUUUGAUUGCUCACAACAUGACUUUGGUCAGCUCAUUUGCAUGGACCAUCUUGUCUCUAUCACCUGAAAGCAAUGUCACAAAGUUCGGGGACCAUGGAUGGCUCAGGAUAUGUGUACUUGCGUUGAACCAUCCUGCUGAUGUGAAAGUACUGGUCGACUGUUCUGCAUGUUGAAUUGUGGGGCAUGGAGGGCGAGUUUCUCCCUGACAUAUUUUUUUUCUUAUUCUUUGAAAAAAAUAUUUGUUUUAAAAGAUUUAAUUUCUUGAUUGAUUUACUUUUGUUCCAAAAUGCUGUAUUGGAGUUCUGAAUAUCUCUGGUUGUUUGCACACAGAUAACUGCAAAGAGGUUGUCAUUACUGGUUACACGCAAGCUGAGGCCAGAUCUCUUACUUAAUGGCUUGGGGAAGGCACAAAACAUGAGAGAAAGGUAACUGCCAGCCAGGCUUGCAUUGUUUAGAUAGGAAUUGCUGCUUGGUACUAGAGUCAUAUAUUUUUUUUAAAUCCCAGAAUUUGUCAUCAUUUUCAGAGGCAGAGUGCCAAAUAUCAUUCAAAGCUCUUGUCAUUUUUACCCCCUUCCUUUAUUUUAAUUAUUAAUUUUUUUGCAAACAACAAGGAGCAUUGUUGUUCACAGGAAGCUUUCUUGACCAGCCUUAAAUUUCUGACUCACAGGAUUAAUCAGCUUUUCAGGCAGUAUUUAAUCAGGUGCUUUGUCCUGUAUGUUGUUCUGUCCGUUUGUCUUAGCUCCCUGUCUUAAGUGUAUAUGCCAUCCGUCUCCAUGAAGCACAGAAAUGCCUUGAUAAGGUGUUCAUGAUUUUAGUACUGGGUCUUCUCCCCUGCCCCUUGCCUUCUUUGGUUACUUGGAACAAGCCUCUCUGCUUGUUCACUCCAAUGAAACCCCCAGGGUGUCUUAUUCAGUCCAAGUGGAAGAAAUUCUGUUUACACAUCCCUACAAAUGCAAUAGCAGUAGUGUGUCUGGUGUACUGGGCAUGAGAGGGAGGAAAAAUGUCAUACUAUAAAUUGAGAGAUAAACAAUAUUUCUGAGGCAUUUAGGAUCCUAGAGACUGCUAAUUCCUAAUGCUCAUGUUUAUUUUCAGUUAGGAAGAUAAUUGCCACUUUUAUGAUUGGCCACAUAACAAGUACUACUUUAUAUUCCUAAGUCCUAGAGCAUGACCUGCAUGUCAAAGACCUUGUACAGCAAUGUAUUUACUCAGACAUAAACAUCUGAUAUUUAGAGAUUCAGUGAUGCUUUUGAUAACACCACACAUAGAAAGUUAUAAUUACACACAGCUUUAUGGUAAAGAAAUUAAUAUACUGUCUGGUGCUGCUGUUAUUGACUGCAGUGUUGUACAGAAUUUAUCAUGGAUUUUUGACUGCUGAAAAAGGGACUGUGGAAUUUAGCCAUACCAAGGACUGUACUGGAAACAGAUUUCUGCUGCUGAAUGUGCCCUGAUGUGACCAGGUUGCACUUGGAAGAGAUCCUCCCGUCUUCAUGAGGCAUUAAAAGUUCGUAAAAGAACAGUGGAUGGAACUCAUUUGGUGCUCCCCAUAUGAGUGGUCUGUUGUGGACUGGCCAGCGUCCAUGAAACAACUGUAAAUACCAGCGUGUGUGCAUGGAUCAACAGCUUUGGCCAUCUCACGUCAAAGGAAGCCAAAUUCAUGAUCAACAUCUCUGGAGCUUCAAGUAAGGCCCAUACCUCUGUGAAUUACCACCUCAUGGAGUUGCAGUAGAUUGUGCUGUGAAUCAUAAAAGCAGUGAUAUUGGUGUAGUAUAGGUCUGUCUUAAUUUCCCUUAUUUCUCCUUUGUUGGUUGGAUCCACAAACACUAACUGUAUCAUUUUUUUAAUAAACCACUUAUAUGAUCAGCUUGUCAGAUUACGUUGUGAAAUUUUCAGUGCCUAUUUAUCAAAACUGACCUAUUUUGAAUCCCACAUUUGUUUAAGUUCUGAAAAAUUGUUUGACUUAAAAAACUCACUAAUAUUACUUAUAGUUUAAGUGUUUUGUCAUUGUUACCUCAAUUAUUAAUAUGACAAAAAAUAAAAUUCUGGCAAUGAGAGUAUUUUUUUAUUAAAUGAUCAAGGAACAAUGUCAGUAUAUAGUAGAAUAUUAAUUGAAUUAUAUCCUAAAAUGUAUAUUUUGCAUAAAAGAGAUAUUCUUCAAUCAAUUACUUUUUUGUGUUUUGUGGCAAAUUAAGCUUGUACUUGUCUUUAAAUCUGUUGUAGUUGAAACUGUAUAAGAAUUCUUCGUCUUGCUUAAUCAGUAUUUCCAGAAUCUAUUAGUUCCCCUGGGAUUCUGAAUAUAACAUAUAACCUAAUUAUGAACCUGUGUAUCGUGGACCUUUUGUGAACAUCUCAAGGUGCAUGCACAUCCUUGUUGAUAAUUGAUGGAAAUGUAAAUAACUGAAAUGAAGAAUAAAAGGCAAAUAAGCUGGGGAUAAACUUGAAUCCUAUCUGAUUAAAUUCUUCAUAUUCUU